Molecule: messenger RNA, 661 nt
Organism: Mercenaria mercenaria
Lineage: Eukaryota; Metazoa; Mollusca; Bivalvia; Venerida; Veneridae
Exons: 3
Coding region: 69-569 (166 amino acids)
Source: RefSeq, a predicted model, not a curated record
AACGUUACGGAUGCACCGAAUAACACAACAUUACUCUGUAAGGGCGACUCAAUUUUAGUUGGAUUAGUAUGGGAACACAAGAGAAUUACGUCAUCACGUUGGUUGUUCUGCUGGCUUACACGUGUUGCACCUCAUCCUCCACCGUGCACAGAAAUGAUUUUACAAAAACAACUAUACCACCACCAACAACAGUCCCUCCUGGCUGUUUCUACCACAACAAAUAUUAUCCACCCGGAUCACUUAUUGAGAACGGUUAUGAUCCCAGCACCAACUGGUGUUACGGUACUCACUGCGACAUGAACGGGCAGCUGCAGAACUGGGAUGACUUUAACUGCAGGACAACACCGCCUACAACCAUUCCACCGACCACAAUACCAGGCUGCCUAUAUAACGGGAAGUACUAUUCUCUCGGUUCAACCAUCGAUAAAGGAUACGAUCCGGAUUCAAACUGGUGUUAUGGUACAUACUGUGACACGAACGGGCAGAUUCUACACGGAGACGACUUCAAUUGCGUCAAAACAACAACCGGGGCACCCACAACUACACUUGGCCCUCCACAAGUUGGCUGAUGUUUACAUUUAAACACUACAGAACUAUGUGUUACUGCAAUCAUUAUUUUUCAUUGUAAUCAAUAAAAACAAAAUAAAAACGUGAACUUAUU